GAGACAAGUUUGCAGGCAGGGGACCCGACCUGAAUUUAAUUCCUCUAUAUAAACAUUUCUCUUCUAUCCAAAUCUUCCCUUUUCGCAUCACAAAGACACAAAGACAGACAAGUCCUUCAUACAGACAGCUAUCAAAAUUAUCUACAAACCCAAGCACUUGUCUUUCAUAGCACAAACUCAACGGCACAUCAAUCGUGCCCACCCUCUUUUCAAAAGCGCCAUCAAGCCAAUCACCAUGGUGCUUCCAUCAAUCAUCACUGGCAUCAUUGCCAUCCUCUCUCUGUUCCUGGCCGCUGUGGUCAAGACCAACCCCGACCUCAACUUCCCUCCCCUAGUGGGUUGGGCUUCCCGGUGGCUCCGAAUCACGCCACCAUCCCCCUCCUCAACCCGGCCUCACAGUCGCGAUUACCAAGCGGCUGAUGCCAUGGUAUUCGACUUCCUGACCCCCGCCCAGGAAGAACUCCUUCGGAUGCUUGACCUCUCCCCGCGCGCCCAACCGGCCACUGACCUCCCGAACCUGAACUCGGAGUACGAGUCGAUCGGAUUCCCGUACCGCGAACUCGGCACCCGCGUCCCUGGCACCAAUGUCAACAUUCUACAGGUGACGGCUCUGAUCCUCGUGGUCCUCAUUCUGUUCGGCCUUACCGUGCGUGCCGUGGUACUCGUCCGGCUCGUCAAAGCCAUCGGUGCCGCUCUCCCGAAGUGGCCGGGACAAGUCCUCCGCGCCGGGCGCGAGUCGCUGCUGGAUGCAGCGAAGGAAGUGUUGUCUCUCAAGGAAGAGGCACUCUUUGGCCAGGAGCUCGCUGACCAACCAAGCAUUGAGCGGCUCCUGCAGGUCCAGCAUGCGUCAUCGCUGCCCCUCUCCUCGUCCUCGUCAUCCUCCGAUUCCUCUUCGUCCGACGACGACGACCUCCCCUCCCCUCCCCCUUCGCCCUUACUCUUCGGGCUGCCAGAGUCCUCGCUCUCGCCUCCCAGCCCGACCUCCCAGUCAGAAUCCCCCCUCACCCCCACCGACGACGCCGAAGCCGAUGAUGGCACCAACAACAAGUCCAGCCGUCCAGCCUGCCCUCUUCGUCUGCAAGGCAAGCUCGAGGAGGUUGAGGGCUUUGACGCUGGCGACGACAGCGACAGCAACGACGACAGCGACAGCAAAGACGACAGCAACAACGACGGGGGCUCGGUGGCCAUCAUCACCACCCCCUUCCAGGCAGAACCUCACCCGAUCCAUCGGGGUUCGCUCAUUUUCGGGCCAAUUCGCCGUCCCUCUCCUACCCAGUCCUCACCCUCCGGUUCUCGUUCGGCCUCAUCAUCGGCCCCGCCCUCGCCUUCCUCUCCCUCCUCGCACACGCCCUCCUCGCCCUCACCAUCGCCAGCCAGUUCCGGUCCAGCCACCUCCGCCCCCUCUGACAAUCAGCAGGGCGUCGUGCAACUGAAGCCCUCGGAUGACGUGGACUGGAACUGGUCCAGUCAACCAACCUCCCUAGACUCCGGCAACGACCAAACGUCAAACUUAGUGUUGUCGGAGGAAGGCUUGGAACGCCUUUUGGAACGCCUCACGCCCGGGUACACCUGCAAAUACGUGCCCGUCAGUAAUCCAUCCGCCGAGGCCUUCCUUAUCCGUCGGGGCCUCAACCAGACAGGGACCGCUGCUCCGUCCAGCCAGGGCAGCAUGUCCAGCGGCUCUCGUCAAGCACGACUUUGGCGGCCCUUGUUGAGGGUCCCUUCGGCGGAGGAACCGGCCGUCGUCCUGGCAGAAGCAUCCGAGUCGGACGAGGCUUUACAGGACUGGGUCCCGGGUUCCACUGGUCCAGGCACGGCACCCGCCAUAUCUCAUGGGGAUGAGAGUGCUGAUGCGGGUGCUGUGGCCUCUGAAGAAAAGCCCACCACAUCUGUUGGGGAAGAGAUUGUUGCUGCGGCAGAUUCCGACGCGGUGACCGCCACAUUUCAUGGGGAAAAGAGUACUGACGCGGGAGCCGUGAUUCUGGAAGAGACAGAGUCCGCUACAUCUCAUGAGGAUGAGAGUGCUGAGCGGGAUGCUGUUCUCUGGGAAGAGACGGAGGACGACGCCACAUCUCAGGAGGAAGAGAGUGCUGUUGCGCCCGUUGUGGUGUCCGCCACAUCUCCUGGGGAGGAGAUUGCUGAUGCGGCAGAUUUGGGAGGGGUCGAAGAGGAGCAGCCCAUUGCUACCAUGGCCAUCAUCGCGACAGGCGAGUCGUCCAGCCCGGCUCCGGUCAUUUCACCGGUCUCCGGACCAGCUGUCUUUGCCCAGCCCUCACCCGUCCAGCCGGCCGCUGAGGCGGCUUUCAAGCACAAUCAGGUUGAGGGAAGGCAGUUGGUACGCCGGAUUGGACGAGCCAGCACUGCGAGUUCCAGGUGGACCCCCUACGGUGCUUGGUCUUCGGUUCGGUUUUCGGUUCGGUCUUUGGUUCGAUCUUCGACUCGAACUUCCACCCGUUCCCCGGCGAGGUCGCCGCCUCCAGUACCCGGACCCGUACCUGCACCCAUAAUCCUCGCCAAGUCCGCUAUCGCUCGCACUCCGUCACCACCCACAUCACCAGCACAUGUCCAAGUCCCUGGUCCGGUUCUCGCUCCCGUUCCCGCACACCUCGUCGUUCCGCCUGUCGCACUCAUCAUAGCACCGCCAUCCCCUUCAUCGCUUGCCCGUCAAGAAGAUGUGGACAUAUCACCGCAUUCUUCACCCCUCUCAUCCUUUAUGUCCGACGAGGGGCUCGACGCGAUAGAGGCAGAGUUCAAUCUCAACGAUGAUGGGGACAUGGCGCUGGACGUCAUGGAGGCGGACAAUGACAACGACGAGGAGUUGCUUCUGGACGUAGAGCUGGGCCAGGAGGCUGAUAUUGCCCGACAAGCCGCAGGGUUGGAGUACGACGAGCUGUACGACGAGCCGCUGGAGGACGCGCCGGACAACGACUUAAUGGACCAAUGGCUGGACGACGAUGUUGAGACUCGUGUGCUCGGUCUUUCCUUCGGCUCUUCCAUCGGCUCGUUGCCGGAUGGAUCGAUGAACGACGCCGCCCCGGUUCCUGUUCCCGUUGCUCCUCUGACAAUCACAAAUCCUUCGGCCUCCCUCGGUCCCUCGCCCUUCUCCUGGCUUUCGAUCCCGGUUCCCACCGCGCCCGCAGCUACACCCGCAUACAAUCCCACGCCCUCCACCUUUGACUUCGCCGCCUCCGCUCCCGCCUCAUUUCCCUUUGCCGCACUGACAACCACGGCUUCGAACCCCACCUUUACCGCCACCUCCCCCAGCUCUGCAUUCAUCUUUUCCGCAGACCCAAGCACUCCCUCUUCCGCGCUAUCCAGAGCACCGCAGCCAACAGCAUCAUUGAAGCGAUCUCGUCGCCCUGGUGCUCCGCGAUGUGCAGCGCCCGCGAGUCGUCCCGCCAAACGGCCCUUUCCAGAUGAGGAAGGCCCUGGAAACCGGGGGAAGGCGACGUGGGGGGAGGAGGAAGUCGGCAAUUCGGACUUCAAGCCUCGACAGAGGAACCACAGCGAUCGCAGCAUGGAGGUGCAGCGGGACUGUAACAAUGGGUUGCACGGGAUAGACGCGUGGAUUGGCCAAGCGGAGAGGGAGGAGCUGGAGAAGUUGUGGGCCAAGGGGAAGCGGCACAUUGAGGAGGCGAGGCGACUCGCGGAGGAGGUGACGAAGAAGGAGAGGCGGUUGUGGGAGCCGGAAAGGAAGAAGCAGGGAGGAGGAGGAGGAGGAGGAGGAGGAGGAGCGUGUCGUCCAGGCCUAUUCCUCGAAGAGGAAGGUCUGGAGGCAGUAUUUCACGGAGGGGAAGUGGAAAGACCCGGUGGCGAAGAGGCUCUUAGAGGAGCUGACGCAGUUGAAAAGGCAGAUGUCGAAGGAGAUGAGGAAGAAGGUAGUGGUGGAGGAGGAGGAGUGGGCAGAGUGGGGGGAUGUGGGGUAGUGGGGGGAGUGAGAAGAGUGAGGUGUGGUCGACGGAGGACGGUGAUGGGGAGGGUGGUGAUCAUGAGGAUCCCCCUCCUCAUCUACGGUCGGAGAAACACGGCAGUUGAACGACGGAUCAAGAACAUUCAUGGCUGGUCGUCGUGGUUUCUCCUUCCGUAGCUGCCUGGAUGGCGUGUCGUCAGGGGAUGUGGAGUUGGGCCGGGAUGGCCAGUUCGUUUCUUUUCGUUUCUUCGUGCGCUGGGUUCUGGGUUCUGGACCCUACGGGGCCACAAUAUAUUUAUCGGAUA
Messenger RNA from Eremomyces bilateralis CBS 781.70, 4215 nucleotides. RefSeq lists its product as uncharacterized. The coding region runs from base 236 to 4087 and encodes 1283 amino acids. Lineage: Eukaryota; Fungi; Ascomycota; Dothideomycetes; Eremomycetales; Eremomycetaceae. The record is from RefSeq and is a predicted model, not a curated record. The transcript has 2 exons.